GCGCGCGCUGAGAGGCAGGCAGGCGGCUUGGCGCGGAGCUGCUGUGGUUGAUCUGCUGCUCGGACCCGCGGACAGGGACGGACUGCGAUACCCGCUGCAAACAUGUCGGACGACGAACAGCAGGAGCAGACCAUCGCGGAGGACUUGGUGGUGACCAAGUAUAAGAUGAGCGGGGACAUCGCGAACCAGGCUCUAAAGUUGGUCAUUGAGGCCGCUAAACCGGGUGUGUCUGUCCUUAGCCUGUGUGAAAAAGGAGAUGCUUACAUCAUGGCAGAGACUGGGAAGGUCUUCAAGAGGGAGAAGGACAUGAAGAAAGGCAUUGCGUUCCCCACCUGCGUGUCAGUCAAUAACUGUGUAUGCCACUUCUCUCCUUUGAAGAGCGACCCUGACUACACACUUAAAGAUGGAGACUUGGUCAAAAUUGAUCUUGGAGUUCAUGUUGAUGGAUUUAUCGCCAAUGUGGCCCAUAGCUUUGUUAUUGGUGCAAGUAAGGAAGCACCUGUGACGGGAAAGAAAGCCGACGUUGUGAAAGCUGCGUAUUUGUGUGCAGAGGCAGCCCUUCGUCUAGUAAAACCUGGCAACCAAAACACACAAAUUACAGAGGCCUGGAACAAGAUCGCUCACUCGUUCAAAUGCAAUCCAAUUGAGGGUAUGCUAUCCCAUCAGUUAAAGCAGCAUGUCAUUGAUGGAGAGAAAACUAUCAUCCAAAACCCCACAGACCAGCAAAGGAAAGACCAUGAAAAAGCAGAGUUUGAGGUCCAUGAAGUGUAUGCCGUGGAUGUACUCAUCAGUACAGGAGAAGGAAAGGCAAGAGAUGGAGGACAGAGGACCACCAUCUACAAACGAGACCCCAGUAAACAAUAUGGCCUGAAGAUGAAGACCUCCAGAAUUUUUUUCAGUGAGGUUGAGAGACGCUUCAACGCCAUGCCUUUCACUCUCCGGGCAUUGGAAGACGAAGGGAAAGCCCGUCUGGGAGUAGUAGAGUGUGCCAAACAUGAGCUGCUGCAGCCAUUCAGUGUACUCAAUGAAAAGGAAGGUGAAUUUGUAGCUCAGUUCAAGUUCACAGUGCUGCUGAUGGCCAAUGGGCCUUUAAGAAUCACCAGUGGUGCAUUUGAGCCAGAAUUCUACAAAUCUGAGUUUGAUGUUCAAGAUCCUGAGCUGAAGUCUCUGAUACAGAGCUCAGCAAGUCGUAAAGCACAGAAGAAGAAGAAAAAGAAGGCUUCCAAGACUGCAGAAAAUGCUACAUGGCGGCCAGCAGAAAAUGAAGUUGCAGCAGAAUAGAUAACAAUACUCACCCCACCACCUCUCCGCCCCCAUCCAAUAAAUACACUCUCACAUAUGCACAUACAUAGACAAAUGUAUAACACCUUAAAAGAGUAAAAAAAAAAACUUUGUCUUGCCCCGCUUUUAACCUCUUGCCCAUUGAAAACACUGUCCAGGAGUCACUUUAAGAACAUUUGACAUAUACUGGAUAGUGUCCCUUUGGAACAACAUGAAUUUUGAAAUUGGAAAACAGUGACUUUGUACUGAUUUUCAUAUGGAAUAUAUUUGCUCUUACCUUUUUGAAGCACUUCAUAUUAAAACCUGGAACACCUUUUCAAAAUGUAUCUAAUUAAAAAAAAGAAACUAGCAGAUAUUUUGUAGUUCGGAGUUUCGCCAUAUCAAUUGUUGCUCAAAUGUUGCUCAACUAAAACUGUACCAGAUUAUGGAGGGGAAAGUGAAUUUACUAAAAUCUAUUAUCAUUCCUCAGGAUUGGGAUGUUUUUAUUUCUGAGCCAAACCUCCUACUAUGGAGUAGUAUAUGUUUGUUUUAUGAAUCUGGAGAUCUUUAGUGCAGUAUUGGAGUGUUUUCAAGGGCAUUAGAAUAUGAAUUCUCUUCACAGGAUUCCUAAACACUCCAUACUUGUGAAACCAGAUUAUUAUAAAACGGGAACUUAGAAAAAGUGUGUUUCCUUUAUAAACUGCCAUCCUUGUCUUCUCUCUGAAGUCUGACUGAGCUUUAAACUAGAGGGCAGCUUUGUCUGAUCGCUCAUGGUUUCUCCUUUCAUCCUUUUGUCAUUGAUUUUCCAAAAAAAGAGAAAAGGAUCAAAAGGUUCUGUGUUGUGUAAAGCUUGUAUUGGAUCAGGAAACUAGUCUCAAUUUCAAACUACACUCAACAUAAGUAACAUGUUGAAGCCCAUGUAACGUUUAGUAUUAUGUAAGGUGUGGGACCAGGUCCAAAUUACAGCUAAGCCACUUUCCCAGGCCUUUUUCCCCUCCGAACAAACAAACCACAUUCCCUUUUGUAGUGAACAGUAAACAUGGACUAUAUUUGACUCUAUUAAGGUUAAGUUACAGUACUAUAAGGUCAUUGUAAGAAAUAAUCUCAUUCUACGUCAACACUUCUAUGCUGAGAGGCUUUUCAUACACUCCCCUUCAAAUAAUAUUGGAGCAGUGAGGACAGUCACUUUCUAUUUCUAUAACAUUUUGGGCAUUACUUUAAAAUAUGAGUAUUAGACAAAAUAUCAACAUUUCAGUUUGUUUUCUGGUAUUUAAGUCUGGGUCUGAUCCACAGUUCAGAGGAUAGCACUAUUUGUCUGAACCAGACAAUUCAUAGGGCUGGAAUAAAGGUAUCAGGAGCAACCAAACUAAUGUACAGAGGCUUUAUCACACAGUGCACACCUCUAAUUAGCAAGAAGAAUAAGAAGGCCAAGCUGUAUUUUUCCAAGAAGUAUAGAUACAAGCCUUAAAAAUGGCUGAGAUAAAGAUUAGCCUUUACCAAUGUGACGGAAAGGCUAAAGUUUGGAAAACAAAAAAGAUCUGCUCACCCACUAUAUAAUGACCCAAAACACACUGCCAAAACUACAAAGGAGUUCAACAGGGGCAAGAAGUGAAAGGUUUUAUACUAGCAUGUCAAUCUCCAGAUUUACCUCUAUAGAUAAUUCAUUUUACUUGUAGCGGAGACUAAAGGAACUAAUCUCCAAGACAAACACCAUCUGAGGAAGGCUGCUGUGAAAGCCUGGGGGAAAAAACAUGACAAAAUAAUAAUGCAAAAGUUUAGUUAUGUCAAUGUGUCAAAGGCUUGAUGCAGUUAUUGCAAGCAAAGGAUUACAACUAAAUAUUAAGUCUUAUUCACUUUAGUCUAACUUCAUAUCAACUUUCAAUAUUUUAGCUCACAAAAAAUGAGUGGGUUUAGACAAAAGGUACUAUCUUGUGAACUGUGGAUCAGAUUUAGAAUACUUGGAAAUAAAAGAAACGUGAGGUUUCACCGCACUGUUCCAAUACAGUUGGAGGGGAGUAUAUAUGGUCCUUGUUAAUAGAUGUUCAACAGAUUAAAAUAAAUUGAAUGAAUUUGGCUUUAGCCUACUUGACACUGGACUAGGUUAAAUAUUGGCCUGACUCUUGACAGGCUUAUUUAGAAUAACUACACUACAGCCUUGUUCUAUUUCCACCAAGAAGGGCUUAGAGAAUGUGGCCCAGCUCUGAUUCAGGACUUGGAACAUGUAUGAACAUAGCCAGUUAUUACUGGGCACAUAAGGAGGAAUGUGAUGUGUCUGUGGUGAGCCGAGCCAUGUUUAGCCUUCCUUUCCUUCCCUUUCCACAUCCUUAUCUCAGGCAAUGCCUAAGGAACUACAGAGGUGAUGUGGCGUGCCUAAGACUUCUCCAGACUGACACAACCUUGUUUUUGUAGGAACAACCAGCAUAUGGGACUAUUUUACAACUAAUGAAAUAAAAUGAAAAUUUGAAUAUUUUUUCCUUAA
Molecule: messenger RNA, 3739 nt
Organism: Astyanax mexicanus (Mexican tetra)
Lineage: Eukaryota; Metazoa; Chordata; Actinopteri; Characiformes; Acestrorhamphidae
Gene: pa2g4a
Product: proliferation-associated 2G4, a
Exons: 13
Coding region: 103-1281 (392 amino acids)
Source: RefSeq, a predicted model, not a curated record